Molecule: messenger RNA, 9184 nt
Organism: Hypoxylon trugodes
Lineage: Eukaryota; Fungi; Ascomycota; Sordariomycetes; Xylariales; Hypoxylaceae
Product: mitochondrial protein from FMP27-domain-containing protein
Exons: 2
Coding region: 192-9059 (2955 amino acids)
Source: RefSeq, a predicted model, not a curated record
UUACUUAUAAGUAUAAAAAGUCCGAGUGCGAACUAGGGGGAGAAAUAAAGCUGUCCUCAAAAAAACCACUGGAUUACACUUGUUGCGAUGGACGAAUGCUCAUUUCCACGACUCAGAUGAUGCAGGGAGCUCGAGCACUCAAGGCGAAAAUCCAGCGACGCGGGACGCGCCUUGCUUGAGGUGUCUUCGUCAUGGCGCUCUUUAGCCCGACAUUCAUAAUCGGCCUCUUUAUCGUUAUUUACCUCUGCUCCUUUGUCGUCUUCGCUGUACUCCGUAUAGUUAGUGGUGUAUCUAUACAGCGGAUCGGGUACUUCUCGCUCCGACGAUUGGCUUAUACCCCGAAAGAUGGCAUCAAAAUCGAGAUCCGUGGCCUCGGCCUCAAUUUACACCGACCGACAUUUUCCCAGCCGACUUGGCUCAGCAUCGUCGUAAACGAAUUCGUCGUCACUCUCGAUCUAAAGGAGUUGGAGGGGCAAAAACAGCUGGGUGCUGAUUCCAGUGAGAGCGAGGGCGAAGAUGGGAACAAACAAGGACUACAACCUGACAAGGCGAGGCCUCGCCCCAAGAACCCGCACUCUAAGCGGUCCACUUACGAGGCUGCUCGGAGCGCUACAUGGGAACAGCUUACAAAAAUCAAGGAGAGGAUAAAGAAGUUACACCGUAAUGUUCGUUGGCUUCGUCUGGUCGAUGUCGUAGCUACCGACUCGGCGGUCAAUAUCGUGGAUGUUGGAAAAAUACAACUUGGUAGCUUCACGAUCGCCCUAGAUACUCGAAAUCGCAUGGUCGACCGCGCACGUUUCUUCUUCCAGACCAGAUCCAAUCUCCACCGCCAACAACACUCAGCAGAAUGGAUUAUUACACUACGCAGCGUUUUGUUCACGGCUAAAGGGUGCGAGGCCAUCGAGGUUUUGGAUAGUGCUACGCUGAAUAUUCACGGAUUUCUCUAUGAAAAUUUGGAUGGACUCCGAGAUGCAGCAAUUGCUCUGAAAUUGGGCAGAGUACAUAUUCCUUACGACGACGUCCGAAGCUGUGUUGAGCGUUACCAGAAAUCCAAGCGACAAUCACCCACCACGUAUACGCAGGUCGAGUCAAUCGAGGUGUCGGUCGAUAAGGUCAUACAAGAAAUGGAGAGUCCUGGUAGUACUGAUCAGGAGUUGAUGCAAACGGUAUCCGAUUCCAAAGAGUUUGUAAGCUCUAUUCUUCGAGGAAUCAAGGAGGUCCAAUUUGCAGUGAGCUUCGUCAGUUUUUCUAAGAAGGUGAAUGCUGUUAAAUCAGCUGGUUCGUCGUUAGUCUUGAAUGCUUCUAUGAAAGAAGUUGGUAUCGACCUACAUCGCUUGGAUCCUAAGUCCGCAGCGCAUCGCAUGUACUUCCCCUCGAAAGAUAUCGCACACGAAGCUCUCGCCGCAGCGCUCUCUAUAUCCGUUGGGUUGGACGAUGGUAGUGGUAAGCCAGAAAGGGUUGUCUACAUUCCCAUGGCCACCACAACGGUGAAGACUACUUUACCCUCGAAAACCGUAGAACUGUCUGAUGCCGGAAGCGCUGAGGAACGAAAUGCCAACAUCCUCUUCGCAAAUUCCGUCGUCACCUCACCUUCAGUCGAUUUGGAUCCAAAGCAUCUCCCGGUACUUCUUGCUCUCCUCCAGCCCCGACCAAAGGCGCCGAAAGCACGUGUACAGCAAAGACAUAUGCUCAUUUCUCGUCUUCUACCUAAAGCUAAUAUCAAAUUCUCUAUGCACGAACCAGUUAUCAGGAUAGCUCUACCUCCAGUAGAGAAAACCAAUGAUCCGGACGAUUUUGAUCUGAUUAUUUCUUCCAUCUCAUCAAUUUCGCUUGACCUUGAGUCUUUCCAUUCUGCGGUCGAAGAACUGCAUUACUCAUUAGUCUCGUCAGUACGACUUCAAACACAUCGUCUUUAUUAUCAGACAACUCAAGGUAGUCGGUUCGACCUGAUGGACACGGAAUCGUUUGACUUGAAGAUAUCACUUUCGGCAACUCCGGAUGUCCACGUUAUUGCCAAUGGCCAUCUUCAGACCUUCGCGAUUCGGAUGACCCGCCCAGAGAUUACAAAGGGGUUGCGUCAAAUAAUCCGCCAGCUCAAGUUGGACGUUGAACCUGAUAAACGAUCAGGAUCAAAGGCGCAAAGAUCGCAGAACGCUGUUCGCGCUUUGCCACAGUGGCUCCUUCAUUUUCAAGUACAGGUUGAGGACUUUAGUGUCGAAGUUACUGGGGUUGACGAUGAUUUCCCUAAGAAUACUCGUGGUGUCGUGCUGCAGAUGGAAUCGUGGUCCGCCGAAUAUCGAGCUCAUAGGUUAGAUACGCUGCGGAAUCGGCCGACUUCGAGAAGGCGAGCGGCUAGUCGAUCAUUCCUACCUGAUGCAGAUCUGUUAAGCUCAAUUGCCGUGCCACCAUCCCCACGGAAAAGACAACAGAAUGAUGGCGAUGGACGAAGACUUACUAUCCAUACUCGCGGUCUAGAGGCUUUCAUAGUAGAAGCACCCGAGAAGUGGGAGCUUGAGCCUUUUGUUCAGAUACCUAAAUACGAGGUUUCUCUGUCGACGCAUACCGACGCCCAGGGCCCGAUAUUACAUGUUCACUCCCAUAUGAGGACCCUUCUCGUUCACUAUUCGCUUUAUCGGCAUUAUUCGGUAGGAAUCGCUGUCAUGGUCUUACGGAAAGCAUUUGUGAGGGGACCGGGAUCUCAUCGUCCUGCACCGCCGACUAGUCCAAAGACAGGAUAUCUCAGCCCUCCAUUAGUAUCGCCAGACUCUCCCGUCGCCGAUCAAAUGGAGAAUGCGUCUCGAAAUUCCAAGGAGCUGGUCUCAUUUGAUAUCAAAGCCGCCCUAGUUCAGAUUAAGGCUGAAAUGCCUGCUGAUCCCCCGUUGAUGAUACAAAUCUACGACAUAGAAGCUGGCCGACACAGAUGGUCGCCUCCAUUUUUCUUCGCAAAAUUGGUGCGCUUAUAUGCGGGUGCGCCUCGGAUGCGGGGGGUUUGGGCGCGUGUAGCCAGCAUCAAGACGUUCCGCCUAGAUUAUCGGCAGUCACGCAGGAAGAUGUCAACCGGAGUGUUUCAAAACGAUAAAAUGUUCGAUAUCGUGACAGAUGCAAUGCGGAUAGCAGUACCUCAUGAGCUUAUCAUCAACAAAAUAUCGGACAAUAUCAUAAAUGUCUUCAAAGCCAGCCAGCAGCUUCAUCAUCGUUUCAAGACAGGUACGAACGAGUACAUCUUGGAUAAGGCACCGGAAGGCCCGAAGAACGUCCCAAAGAUUUCUCUAAGGACGCGCACACUUUUAUUUGAACUCGAGGACGGUGCUUUCGAAUGGAAAUUGGGUAUGAUCUACAGGGCCGGGCGGGUUGAACAAUUACAACGGCUCGCUCGCGAGGAAGCUUACCGAGUUAAAGUGAAGAAAAUUCACGAGGAACAACUGGAGUCGAAUAGAGUUCGCAAUCGGUCCGUGAUGACUAGAGGAAGAACAACUACUUCGCAUACCUCAUGGGGACGCAGCAAAAGCGAAGAUGGCCUCUCAAAAUUCGGUCGGAACGAGCGUUCCUCUAGCGAACUCCCUAGGAAUAGGAACCCACGAUAUGAUCCGGAAGCAAUUCGCGGUAUGAGUGGUAGGGCACACAUUUCAAUCCAGGACGCUAAAAUCAGGCUUCAUGAGCACAACGCGCACAGUUGGAAGAAGCGUAUCGAUCGGCAUUAUUUAAUGGCGAGGAAUGGGAUGAAAGAACUGCGUGGUUUGUUUUGGGGUUCGGAUCACCUUCCCGACGAUGUCCAGGAUAAUGAAAAAAUACUCGAAGUGCCGCAGCGACCAGCGUUAAUGGGUACAGUCAUAACAGACUUACAUGUGAUGAUUGACAAACCAUCAUUCCCAAUCCAUGAGCUGCCAGAUUUCCUACAUAAAGUCGGAAAGGGAAUGCCGAAAGACAUGAAGUAUUCUCUCCUCGUACCUAUGAAUGUCCAAAUUAGUAUGGGCGAGGCCAGAGUCAGCCUUCGCGAUUAUCCUCUACCCUUACUCCAUGUCCCCGCUAUUAAGUCCGGCCAGUCAUCGAAAUUACCAGCUUUGUUCCUCAAGACGGAUUUUGUUAUUGCAGAAGAAUUCCGUGGCAACGACUCAACUCGCAAAAUUCCAGUCAGAAUCACGCCUCCAAACCAGGUGCCAGGUUCGCCAAAUGGAAGUUUCGCUAUCGAUGUUCGCCGCACGAUUGGCCCAGUAAAGUCAUAUUCAGACAUGCAUGUUGACAUUAAUACUGCAUACCCUACCAGAAUUACAUGGGGCCCUUCGUAUCAGCCGGCUAUUCAAGAUAUGAUGAUGGUUAUAGAGUCAUUCACGAAACCACAGUUAGAUCCUUCGGAACGUGUAGGAUUUUGGGACAAGAUUAGACUCAACUUCCAUUCUCGGGUUCGAGUCGCGUGGAAAGGAGGCGGUGACGUCCAUCUUGCUCUCAAAGGUACUAGAGAUCCCUACAACGUUACUAGUAACGGAGCUGGAUUCCUUAUGUGUUGGCGCAACGAUGUUCGAUGGAAUGUUCAUUCCGAAGACGAUCCCAAGAGGUUUAUGACUGUUGAUAGUGGCGAAUAUGUACUUGCGGUACCAGAUUAUAGUCACCAAGUCAUAGAAGCAUCACGUCGUCUUGGAGAAGAGGAUAGCGUGGCAAGCGAGGAUAGCUUCAAAUCCGGUGCAUCAUUCAAAAAAGUCGUCAUGAAACUAUCUGGAAAUGUUCAAUGGAUGGCGGGACUCGUCUUCGAACGCGCUAUUGAAAAUGGAGAUAGAAACUUCACUUUCAAGCCGCAUUACGAGGUCGUCCUAAAAUCCCCACAACACGCCAAACCACCAAAUGACGCUCUCCCAUACGAUGCUUUCCGCGGCUUCAGAAGUCAACACAUACAUCUCUCUAUCGCAGUCAGGGCGCCGGUCGACCGCGAUUGGACGUCAUCGGAAGUUCAGUCUUCAAAGAGUUACAACACUGUACAUUUGACUCCUCGAUUCUUUACCCACUUUUUCGCUUGGUGGUCUCUGUUUAGCGGCCCAAUGUCGCUUCCUAUUCGCCAAGGCUCUCUCUGGCCCGGGAGAGAGAAAAAUAGUAAGAAAUUUGGAAGGCAUCUUGGAACAAUCAAAUACAAUCUGCUCUUAGCCCCCCUAUUCCUCAGUCACAUUUACAAACACAAAGAUGUCGAAGAUUAUUCCGAAAGCUCAGUAUCUGCUACUGGUAUUAAAGUUAGAUUUGACAGCUUUAUGCUUGAUAUUCAUCAGCGUCGAGAAGAGUUCAAUACCCGAGAUCGAGGUCACAAGACCAACGGCAGAACAACUGGCAUGAAAAUUCAUGCGGCCCAGCUCGAUCUCGUUUCCGCAGACGUUCGUGCCGUUUCUGCUAGUAUCAGAGGCACAACUACUGAGGCAAUAAAAAAGAACUCGGUUUCGACUCUGAUAACGCAGCAGGAAGAUGACGCCGCUAAUCUCUCUCACUUCACUAUUCCUGAUAACGAUUUCAGUUGGAUUGAUAUGGAUGAUUUUGUUGAGCUCGAUUGGAUUUUGCCAUCGGAACCAAAUCCCGACACGAAGAUCCUACCCUUAGCGUACGCCCCUCGUGUAACCUACUUCAGGCAGACCGAUAUUGGUGGCACUAUAGAUGGGGAUCCGGAUCGUACGAGUCCUUUCGGCCAAGAGCCUACACAUCUCUGCAUAAUGAGCCAGGAUGACGACCCCAGAAGGGUACAAUACCAACUAAUCCAGUCUCGUAUCGAGCAACUGGACAAGCAGAUAGCCACCAAUACACGCAAUGUUGGUGAUGCUGAACUCCGCAUGAUUCGCAGCGACGGCCAAGAUCCUGAGAUCAAAGCCGAGUUCGAUCAACUUAGUAGACACGCCAUUGUCCUUAAAGAAAAGCUCGCGUUCAUGGAGAACAUGCUACAACAAGUAGCCUUCAAGACAUCGACCAAUGGACAAAAUAGCUCAGAAGACUCUGAAGCGACGAGCCAUGAAUCAAGAGAGCGGAUUGACACAGGCGAUGGCGAUGUCAAAGUACCGUCGGGCACAGAAUUUGCAAGCGACUUUAAGAAUCGGUUUGUUGUCCACAACAUGCAGCUCAAGUGGAACAACCUUCUACGAAACAUCAUUCUCCGAUAUAGUCACCAAGUAAGCCAAAGGCGUGGUUUUGUCUACUAUCUAUCACGACCUGCUGUCAAAUUCAUACUGGAUAUUGUUGAAGAACAGACCAGAGCAAAGCAAAACAACAAAUCCGCCAAUACGCCUAACAAUGAGACCCACCACUCUUCGGCAGCCAAUAGCAAUAGGCAAUCUAGCGAUACUAAUCCAGACAUCGAAUACCGUAUCAAACAAAUCCUGAGAGACGGCAGAAAAUAUGUCGACGCCGAUGGAUAUUCCGUAUCUGAAGGACACGCCAAUACGAAUAUGGAAGACAUCACAAGCGGUAUCGCGGAAGAAUUCGCUCCUCAAAACUCCUACCAUGUCCGCUUAAUCGCGCCACAAAUCCAGCUUCAAAGUGAUAAGAAUAAGAAACACGCUGUUCUGAUUACUGGAAAGGGCAUGGAACUCAAGGUCGUCGAAGUCAUGGAGAAGGCUAGACUGUCUGAUACGGUCAGUGGAUUGGUCCAACGACGUUUCUUCCUUCGAAUGGACAGUGCCCAGUUUUUCGUGACCCAUCAAAAGUGGUUCACUGGUCAACUACUGUCUAUGUAUUCAGGGAAUACAUAUGGAACGCCUGCAGGUUCAUCGUGGCCGCCUUGGGUCCCCAUGGAGGUUAUGUAUGACUUUCAGUCAGAUCCUUUCGGCUUUAAACGGGUUGUCCAGAAGACGUCCGCGAUGCUGAGAUACGACAAGUUCAAUACUCUGCGACUGAAGUAUAACGACGAGGUUAACACAGAAGCCAACCCUUUGGCGUCAGAGAGUACCGAGAGCAGAAUGGAUAACCUCUGGGUAGAAUUUCCUCAAGCUAGGGCUCUUUGCAACUCGUCGCAAUACUAUGCGAUAUACGUCAUUGUACUUGACCUUCUCAUGUACAGUGAACCGCUAGAGAAGACGAGAAGCGAACGACUAGAGAAAAUCAUAUUGGCGUCUGACUUCAGCAACCUCAAGGGAACUCCAGAGAUGGUGACCAGAUUGCAAGAACGUAUCCGACAACUCGAAGAUAUCAAGGCGCACUUUCAAAUCCAUUCCAAAUACCUAGACAGGAAAGGAUGGGAAGAUAGACUACUCCUGGAACGUGACCUCGCAGCCUGCGAAGAUGAGCUCUUCUUUAUGAUGAAAGCUAUCACCACGUCACAGCGAAAGUACGACAACGCAGCACAGAGUAACGCUUUGCUAAGAUGGACCAUUUCUGCAAGAGAGAUUGUUUGGCAUCUUAUCCGAGACAACAAUGAACCUCUUGUCGAGCUACAAUUGAGAGAUGUCGAAUACGAUCGUACCGACAAUUCGGAUGGUUCCCAUAUCAAUUUGAUGCAAGUAGGCAAGAUACUAGGCUUGAAUCUCAUGCCGGAUGCGAUCUACCCGGAAAUGGUCGCACCUUACUUUGAGGACGAAAAAGUGGCCCAGGCCGGCUUAGAUGGCAAGCAAAUGAUACGCGUUUACUGGCACAUGCUGGAAGCUAUUGCAGGAAUACCUGUUAUGGAUCACUUCGAGGUGAAUCUGUUCCCCAUGAGGAUUCAACUGGAACGCGAAGUGGGUAAGAAACUCUUCGAAUACAUCUUCCCUGGGAUGGAUGGGGGAGAUAAGGCCGGCACACAGUCCGAUUCCCCAUUCAUACUUAGGUCUACCGUUCCUGGCGAAGCUGAGGAUGAGGAUGUACAAGAUGACUCAGUUUCCACCUCUAGUAGACUUGGUACUGCAGCAUCCGACAAGGAACCUCAGUUUUCAACGCGACCAGGAUCUUUGGAGCUACGUUUGAGGCCGACUUUGACCUUAGACUCGCGACAACCCGAUGACAAUUACCAGAAGCCUAAAGCUAUUAGUGUCCAUUCAGGUGACGGUAGUAGUGUUUUCCGGCUUUUUGGACCUAAGACGGCAAACAAGAAGCGGUCAUACGAAUCACUGCAAUCUGCUAGCGCUUCUCAGCAGAAAAUGGGAAUCGGACGGUCUUCAACAGUUGCUUCUACUGGUAGCGACAACAAGAAGAGCGGUCGCUUCGGUCUUUCUCGGAAAUCCGGUAACUCCGAGGAUAAGCCUUCGGACGAUCUGACAAAGAUGAUGGCACGGGCCUCCAAUUACAUGACUUUCGCAUACAUAAAAAUGCCAUCGGUCGUUCUCUGUCUUAGUUACAAGGGUAGAGGCGAUCGAAAUAUCGAAGAUGUUCACGAUUUUGUUUUCCGGUUGCCGACGAUUGAAUACCGCAACAAGACCUGGUCCAAUCUCGACUUAGCCCUAGCUCUCAAAUCUCGUGUGAUCAAGGCCUUGAUCUCUCACACAGGAGCCAUUAUCGGUAAUAAGCUAAGCAAGCACAGACCCAACACAGCUCAGCAGAGCAAGUUACGCGAAUUAGCUACCAGCAGCGUCCUAUUAGCAACGCCGAGCGUGUCCAAUAGUGGUGGCGACAAUAGUGAUGAUUCGUCCAGCAUAUAUGGAACAAGCCCCGUUGAUUAUUCCCGAUCUCCGCCGAGGAGUAUUAGAAGCUCUCACUCGCACAUCCCGGUACCGCAGCGAUCCAAUAGCCGUAGCUCGAGCGUUGCCUCGUCUCGUUCGUAUAGGGGCUCAGUGCGCGAGGGUUCCGACAACCAUCGAGGUACACCACCCUUACCAUCGUUCGUUAAAAUGACGCCGCCGACACCGAUAGAUCGUACGCCUGCGGCGCUAGGAGUUGAUAUGGCGCCUCGGCCGAAAACCAGCGCUAGUAUGGCUUCUUUCAGUGCGAACUCUCUGAGUCCAUUCCGGACAACGACCAAUAUCAGUAGCGCGUAUACCGACGAGAGAGAAAGGCGAAAAUCAACUGGCCCAGGCUUCCUCAAGGGCAAGUUCAACGCCCUAACGAGUCGGCUGCGAGAUCGAGAGAGUAACGACAGUAAAUACCUGCGCGAUGAUGACCCUGAGGACGAAGAAGACAAUAGAUGACCAUAUGGUGAAAUGAAUUUUGGUUUGGCGAGUCGAUCGAAACAGUCAACCAUACGAAUAAAUUAUAAUUGAUAAUGCCUUUCUGAGUCGGAAUGGCUCACAUACUUUUGUGUAUUAUACUUGAU